Fusarium coffeatum is the source of this 684-nucleotide messenger RNA. RefSeq lists its product as uncharacterized. The transcript is spliced from 3 exons. Bases 1 to 684 code for a protein of 227 amino acids. The record is from RefSeq and is a predicted model, not a curated record. Lineage: Eukaryota; Fungi; Ascomycota; Sordariomycetes; Hypocreales; Nectriaceae.
AUGAGUGAAGGCCUUGACCCACUGUCAGCCACAUUCGAGCUGCGAUUCAAAAAAGCUUGGAGACUCUGGAGAGCCGGCGCCAAUGAUACGGCGGAGACCAUGGCCAAGGAACUACUCCUAGAGCCUCGCCUUGGAAGAUUCCACAAGGCUGGUAUGCACACGCUUCUUUCUACAUCUUCCAACAACUACGUUGAGCAUGGUCUUGAGGCUGUGCGUCUCUACACUGAAAUCUCCGACCGGAACGAUCUCACCGAGGAUGAGCGAAAGGACAUUACUGUAUACCUUGACGAUGCGAACAAACUUCUGGACAAGGCUCGUCAGGAUCAAGCCAAAAUCGAUCAUCAGAUCCAAGAGAAACUUGCUGGAGGCAUGACUAUGGAGGAGCUCCACGAUGCGCAGAUCGAAGAGAUGAACAGGCGCCUGGAUGCUGAGGAAGCUGGCAUCAGCGAACAUGGUCCUGAUAGUCAGUCCUCGGUCCCUGAGAUGACCGAAGAGUCGCACCUUUCUUCUCAGCCUGCUGUACCUCUGCGACCCGAAUCCCAUCGAACCGACAACGACAACAUUGAACACACUGUAGACACUUUUCUGGGAAUGGACCUCGAUUUCGAUGAUAACAGUCCUCUUCCUGACAUUGUCAGACACAAACCUGGUUCCGGCACGAAGAAGGAUGAAGACAAGGUCUAA